This is a messenger RNA of Boeremia exigua, 755 nucleotides long. RefSeq lists its product as uncharacterized. Lineage: Eukaryota; Fungi; Ascomycota; Dothideomycetes; Pleosporales; Didymellaceae. Bases 64 to 567 code for a protein of 167 amino acids. The transcript is spliced from 2 exons. The record is from RefSeq and is a predicted model, not a curated record.
CAUGAUACAACAACCCGUUUACACCUAUAAUUCGCGUGACAAUACCACUUGCAGUCUUUCUCGAUGCGUUUUCUUCGCAACAUCUUCACAACACUAGGAAAGAGACGAUACGCACAGGUCCACGACGUCAGAGUAGAGUACGCACGGUAUCCUGCAAAAGACAUCUUGGAGAAAGAAUCAAGCGGGAACAACAUGUCACAAUCACUCAAUGUAUUCAAGAAGCCCCUCGCGCUGCACUCUACACAACCUCUGACGGGAUUCACCCGCUCCGGCUACUGCGAAGCGCCGAGAUCAGACUUUGGAAACCACAGCAUUGCCGCCAUCGUCACCGAGGAGUUCCUCGAUUACAGCGCCGCACAGGGAAACAACCUGCGCGAUGCAGGUCUGAAGGGAGGAUGCAAGUGGUGUUUGUGCGUGUCCCGAUGGAAGGAAGCCUUCGAGAACCGAACAAGCGACGAAGACAAGAAGGUCCCCCAGAUCGUGCUGAAGGCCACCAACCAGCGCGCCCUGGAAGGGGUAGACCUGGAAACCUUGAAGAAGUUUGCGAUUGAUAAAGACGAUCAUUGAGUGCAAACGAGUACAGCAAUGGGUGUCUCAAUGCGAACGUUUGCGGCGCCGCUGAAACGCUCAAAACGCCGCUUUUCAAAAUCUUGCCGAAACUUUGCAAUCUGUGAUGCAGGGUCCAGAACUCUCAGUACAUGCUACCAAGAUCUUGGGUUUCUCCAACCUAUCCAGCAUAAUGAAGAACGUUUCGG